GCUCAACAUCGGCAAACCUUCACUAAGACCUGGUGCUAGUCAAUGCAGCUGGUCGACCACGAUACUUUUCUCAAACAGCUGGUUACACUGUUUGAAUCCUCCAAAGAUCAAGGCUCGAUAUGGAUAACGCAUAAACGACUUUGUUAUGACAAGGAGGAUACCACCAUGAAAGUGGAAGAUGGCGCUGAGGACCCGCAUGUCUACCCAUGUCUCCUUCGAGUCUCAAAUGGCGAUAAAGUCAAAUUUUCAACAAAGGUUGACUCCACAGACUUACUCAAGUUUCAUCAAGUGUAUGGCGCUCUUCUUAAAUCAUGUAUGGCCUCUCUUCGUAAGAGAGACAAGAAGCGCGAAAAGCAACGUGCGGAAGAAGCUGCAGCUCGCAAAAAGAAACUGUCCGAGCCUGUUGUUGUCAAUGGAUCUAAACGAGGGGGUGGACGUAGGAAACGACAACGCCAAAUCAAAGCUGCGUUAAAGCAACAAGAGACAUUGGGGAAAAUCAAGGCAAAGGAGGAGGCAAAAGCCAAGGCAAAGCUGACUUCGGAAGAAGCUUUGUGAUCGUUC
Molecule: messenger RNA, 561 nt
Organism: Lentinula edodes (shiitake mushroom)
Lineage: Eukaryota; Fungi; Basidiomycota; Agaricomycetes; Agaricales; Omphalotaceae
Product: signal recognition particle, SRP9/SRP14 subunit
Exons: 4
Coding region: 43-555 (170 amino acids)
Biological process (GO): SRP-dependent cotranslational protein targeting to membrane
Cellular component (GO): signal recognition particle, endoplasmic reticulum targeting
Molecular function (GO): 7S RNA binding; endoplasmic reticulum signal sequence receptor activity
Source: RefSeq, a predicted model, not a curated record